UUGCAACAUGCAAUGAUAAGACGCCUAUCUUCGGUAAUCAUUCUUAGUUAAAGGGCACUUCAGUGUUAAACUGUAACUAGAGCUUGGUUGUGCGGGUAAAUUUAAUUCUCGCCGAGUAGUGAUAUUCUAGUACGUGGAAAAAGAAUUACACAUUUGAUAGGGAGAAGUCAAAGUUCUAGUUUCCUUCCUUUGCAUUGUGUGCAUUUCUGAAAUGUACAGUACCUUUUCGAUAUGGAAUACGAACCAGAAGCUGAGAAUAUGUCCAGGACAUUAAUGUACCACGUGGACCGACCUGUAUAUAAUGAGGGAUGCAUCGAAACAGAGCUGCUGCAUAGGAAACAAAAGAAAACCCAGACAAUAAAAGAAAAGUUAUCUCAGAGUCUUCGCUGUUCUUCCAAGAAAUUGAAGUCUGCUGUGUACAGUUUCUUACCAAUUCUGACAUGGCUACCCUCGUAUCCAGUAAAGGAAUAUUUGUUGGGAGACAUUAUUUCUGGUUUAAGUACUGGAGUAAUGCAGCUACCUCAAGGUUUAGCUUAUGCAAUGCUGGCAGCUGUGCCACCUGUCUAUGGCCUUUAUUCAUCUUUCUAUCCAGUCCUACUGUACACUUUCUUUGGAACCUCAAGACACGUAUCUAUAGGCACUUUUGCAGUGAUAAGCCUCAUGAUCGGUGGAAUUGUGGUCCGGGAAGUUCCUGAUUCAAUGUUUGACAUUACAGCAGUUAAUGGAACCAAUAACACAGACAAUCAACUGGCACGGGAUGCCAUGAGAGUGAAGGUAGCGGUGGCUGUUACUUUCCUUACAGGAAUCAUUCAGUUUUGCUUGGGUCUUCUUCGGUUUGGCUUUGUUGCCAUCUACCUGACAGAGCCCCUGGUCCGAGGGUUCACAACAGCAGCUGCUGUGCAUGUGGUGGUGUCACAGCUAAAGUACCUCUUCGGGAUAGAAACAAAACGCUACAGCGGGCCUUUAUCAGUCAUAUAUAGCUUCAUCGCAGUAGUUUCGAAAAUUACAACAACCAAUACUGCAGCAAUAACUGUUGCAUUAAUUUGUAUUGUGUUUCUGGUGGGGGUAAAAGAAAUCAACGAACGCUUUAAAAAGAAGCUGCCAGUUCCAAUACCUGGGGAGAUCAUUGUGGUGAUCAUUUCAACUGGUGUCUCAUAUGGGAUGAAACUCCAUGAGAACUAUGGAGUAGAUGUUGUUGGAGAAAUACCUGUUGGGCUCCUUCCUCCUGCUGUUCCAGAUUUCAGCAUAUUUGCUGCCGUAAUAACAGAUUCCUUUGCCAUUGCAAUUGUGGGCUUUUCUAUGGCUGCAUCAAUGUCCAAAAUCUUUGCUCUUAAACAUGGCUACACUGUUAAUGGCAAUCAGGAGCUGAUCGCAUUAGGCUUGUGUAAUUUUUCAGGAUCGUUUUUCCAGACAUUUGCCGUCACCUGCUCAAUGUCCCGUAGUCUUGUCCAGGAGAGCACAGGAGGGAAAACUCAGAUUGCAGGAUUAUUGGCCUCCAUUGUGGUUCUCCUAGUUAUUGUGGCUAUCGGUUUUGUCUUUGAAACAUUACCUCAGACGGUUCUGGCAGCGAUUAUUAUGGUGAAUUUGAUAGGGAUGUUUAAACAGUUCAGAGACAUCCCUGUGCUCUGGAGAACCAGCAGGAUUGAACUUGCCAUAUGGUUUGUGGCUUUUGUUGCAUCUGUUCUCCUGGGAUUAGAUUAUGGACUGCUUGUGGCUGUUGCAUUUGCAAUCAUCUCUGUUAUUUACAGAACUCAAAGUCCAAAAUAUACAAUUCUUGGCCAGAUCCCGGAGACGGAUUUAUACUGUGAUAUUGAAGAGUACGAGGAGGUAAUGGAGCAUUCUGGUAUUAAAAUAUUCCAAGCAAAUAGCCCGCUGUACUUUGCCAAUAGUGAACUUUAUGUUAACGCCCUAAAAAAAAAGACAGGAGUGGAUCCUGUUGCGUUACUAGCUGCAAAGAAAAAAAGUCAGAAGAAACGAGAAAAGGCAAAAAACCAAACAAAGACAACUAACAAGAAAAGAAACUCAGCUGUUAAACUUGGCUUAUUUUCAGUUAUACCCAGGUCACAAAGUGGCAGUACUGUAAGAUUGACCAACGAUCAGGAGAUGGGUGUCAAACAUGAGCUUAUGGACGGAGAGACUCACACAGACUUAGUCAGGAAUGGACAGUUUGCAGCUGCUAAUGGAGAUGGAGACUGUGAGCAAUCCUUGAGAUUUUUGGACAGGUUGACGGGUGUUCACUCUAUUAUUUUAGACUUCACUCCUGUCACCUUUAUAGAUUCUGUUGGAGCAAAGGCACUUAAAUCUAUCAUGAAAGAAUAUGAUGAAAUUGGUGUUACAGUGAUUGUAGGAGCAUGCAGCAGAGCCGUAAUGGAGGAUCUCAGCAAACUUGAUUUCUUUGAAGGUUCCAUCACCAGAGACCUUGUCUUCCCAAGUGUUCAUGAUGCUGUGCUGUACUGCCAGUAUAAAGGAUCUGUCGAACCCUUGGAGUAAUUAAGAUGAUGAAACGGAACUAAUCUCUGCAUCUAGUGCGACAAUAAGACGUAGAGAUCAUAAGAGGUUAUUUGUUAAUCUGUUAAAGUGCAAUUUAAUUUUUAUUGGGUUUUGGAAAAUAGAUCUACUUUUUUUUUUUUUGUUAAAGCAGGGAUGUGGUUUUAAUUGAUAGUUUUUUUGAUUAAAAACAUUCCAGUACAAGUGCAUUGAGAAAAAAUUCUAUACAGGUGUGUAUCUUUUAUGAUGCACUCAUCUGGUGACACUGACUAUAAUGUAAUGUACUGAACAGAGAGAGAGAGAGAGAUGUGUCUUUUUAAUAGGGAGGGCUGUAAGGUUUUUAUGCUGUACUUUCAGGCUGCUUCCUGGACUCAUUUACAACUACGUAUUAGAAAGCUGCUUAAACUGAAGCUUUACUUACAGCUUGGUUUUAUUUUAUGUUUUAAAGUAAGUGUGGUAAAGUUGUUACAAAGUCUUCAUCAAUAGCUGCUUGUUUGAGAAAAAAAUGUAGUGUACUUACUGGAAUUAAUUUUGUCAAUUGGGUAGUGCCAUAUUUAAGGAUUUUAAUGUUUAUUUAUAAUUCAGGGUUGCCAAAUUCUAAGUCUGGGCUAAGUGUGUGUAAAUUUAUAUAUAUAUAAAAAAAAAAGUCCCUACUGCCGGAAUAAUGUGCAGUAUUGUGUAUUCUAUUUUUGUGUGGCGUAAUGUGUGCUUACUGGCACAGAAUUAAUACAAUAUUUUUGUAAAAACAUAUUUUUGAUUCAACAUGCACCAGUAUAAAGUUAAAUUUAAAUAAAGUGUUUUGAUAAUUUGUUAGGUGUAUUUAUGUUAAUAUUAAUCAAAUAAUAAAACAAUUAAACUUUUGA
Molecule: messenger RNA, 3350 nt
Organism: Acipenser ruthenus (sterlet)
Lineage: Eukaryota; Metazoa; Chordata; Actinopteri; Acipenseriformes; Acipenseridae
Product: prestin-like
Exons: 20
Coding region: 232-2490 (752 amino acids)
Biological process (GO): transmembrane transport
Cellular component (GO): membrane
Molecular function (GO): oxalate transmembrane transporter activity; secondary active sulfate transmembrane transporter activity; chloride transmembrane transporter activity
Source: RefSeq, a predicted model, not a curated record